AUGCGGUCCAUGGGUUGUGAACGAAGCCACGAUCACGAGAAGCUGUCCGUUAUUGUGAGAGGAGACGCUGGUCUCACCGACCGCAAGAUCAUUGUGGAUACUUAUUGCGGCUGGGGUGCUCACGGUGGUGGUGCCUUUUCCGGCAAGGACUAUAGCAAGGACUCGCUCGUCGUCGAGACUUACGGCCCCAGCACCAGAACUAGUGCCGAGCUUGUCGACAUUAUCAACAAGAACUUCGACCUGAGUCCCGGCGUCAUUGUCAAGGAACUCAACCUGACCAACCCCAUCCAUUUACUUUAA
Molecule: messenger RNA, 300 nt
Organism: Fonsecaea monophora
Lineage: Eukaryota; Fungi; Ascomycota; Eurotiomycetes; Chaetothyriales; Herpotrichiellaceae
Product: S-adenosylmethionine synthase, variant
Exons: 3
Coding region: 1-300 (99 amino acids)
Biological process (GO): S-adenosylmethionine biosynthetic process
Cellular component (GO): cytosol
Molecular function (GO): methionine adenosyltransferase activity; ATP binding
Source: RefSeq, a predicted model, not a curated record